Messenger RNA from Danio rerio (zebrafish), 3528 nucleotides. Lineage: Eukaryota; Metazoa; Chordata; Actinopteri; Cypriniformes; Danionidae. The record is from RefSeq and is a predicted model, not a curated record.
UUAAUAUGUAUGAGCUGUUUCCUUCGCCACACUAGAACUGGUGUUUGUAGUAUUUGGGCUGGGUUUAAGAGCAGUAUAUUAGGAGUUUUCCUAUGUGCUAAAGUCAUAAGUGUAGCAGUGGUCUCUUCAAGCGACGCACAGCAGUGUCAGUUUUUAAGGGAUUUUCAACUAGUUUCCAAUGAAGAAGGCAGUGUUGUUUAGUUUGUGGGGUGGUGUUGUUACCCCACAGAUUGGUCAAGCAUUUCAGAAGUUUGAGGAAACCACUGGCAUUUCAAAGGGCUUCAUAAAGAAUGUGGAGACAAAACUUGGCAGUGACAACGCUCUGCAUCGUGCAGAAAAGGGGAAAACAACCCUCGCUCAGAUGAUUCCUGAGUUUGACGCUGAGUGUCAGAAGGUAGCAGCGGAUCAGGGUCUGUCUUUACCUGCCCAGUUCUCCACUCAGAAGCUUUUUGAUGACAUGGGGAAGGUGGAAUUCAACAUGGCAUUUCUUGAUGCCGCUGCUGUCCUCCGUCGUAAUGGCAUUGCUACCGGCAUCCUGGCCAAUAUCUGGGUGGAUGACACUGCGCAGAGAGGCAGCAUCGCUAGGGUUUUAUCCGUUUUAGAGAGCCGUUUUGACCUGGUUUUGCGAUCAUGCCAUGCUGGUGUCCGAAUACCUGAGCCAGACUUCUUCAAACAUGCCCUCGAAAAACUUGCUGUUAAACCUCAAGAAGCACUAUGGCUGGAUGUGGAUGAAGAAAGUGUCAAAGCAGCUGAAGGUUUGGGAAUUAUGGCUGUUCAAGUCAAGGACGUCACUGAGGCUCUUACCGAAAUCCAGAAGCUUACAGGAAUAGAGGUCACCAGUGAUCUCCAGCCGCCUUCCUGUGAUCCUGAAAAGGUCUCUCAUGGAUAUGUGAAUAUUAAGAUUCCGGCUUUGGCUGAUGCAGGAUUCAGGGUUCUGGCUCCUGAUAUGAAAGGUUACGGUGGCUCCACGGCUCCACCAGAUAUUGAGGAAUACUCUCAAGAGCAGAUCAUGCUGGAUUUGGUGACAUUUUUGGAUAAGAUGGCCAUUGCUCAGGUCACUCUGGUGGGCCAUGAUUGGGGCGGCGUUCUGGUCUGGAACAUGGCACAGUUUCACCCUGAGAGAGUCCGAGCUGUGGCGUCUCUCAACACUCCUCUUUUCCCUGUGGAUCCAAACACAAAUCCGAUAGAGAAACUGAUGGCCAUCCCCAUCUUUGACUACCAGAUCUAUUUUCAGAAGCCCGGUGUUGCAGAGGCAGAGCUGGAAAAAAACCUUGAGCGAACCUUCAAGCUGAUGUUCAUAUCAAGCAGUGAUACAGAUGGAUUUCCUAAGUUAUCCCCUGCUGGAGUUUGUCAGAGAGGUGGAUUGUUUGUUGGGUCUCCGGAUGAUCCUCCGCGCAGCUCCAUGCUGAGUGUGUCUGCGCUUCAGUUUUACACAGAGCAGUACAGCAAGAGCGGAUUCAGAGGUCCACUCAACUGGUAUCGUAACUACGAGAGGAACUGGCGCUGGAUGGUCUCCAGACCGAGAGCGAAGAUCCUGAUGCCUGCUUUAAUGGUGACGGCUGGAAAAGACCCUGUUCUGCUGCCAGCGUUUGCCACAGGGAUGGAGAAUCUGAUCCCAAACCUCAGCAGAGGCCACAUUGAGGAGUGCGGACACUGGACUCAGAUGGAGAGGCCUGCGGAGCUCAAUAAAAUCCUCAUCUCCUGGCUGAAGGAAACCCACCAGAAAGCCUCCAUCUCUGUUCAUCCCAAGUUAUGAGGCGAUGAUCCUGAUUUGACUGAAUAAAGCACCCUAAUGUCCAGGCUUGCUGACUGCAUAAUACCCAUCCUGUGUCCUUUUGAGUAGAUCUUCUGCUUCUUAUAUGAAGUCUUUUGUAAUGCAAUGCAAUACUGAAGAGCGUAGCUAGAUUUUGUCUUUUAAAGGCAGUGACUAUUUAUACUGUGCAAAUAGCAGAAGCUGUGUGUUUUGUUUAGUUUUUUCACCUGCUCGUAUAGUUCGUCAGUUGUGCAAAUAUCAUUUCUGUUUACAUUGUGUGCGGAAGCAGAUGUCACUGCUUACCCUAUAGUGGAAACGAGAUGAUGUUUGUUUGCCAUUUAUAUUUGGUGCCAAAAAAAAAAUGGAGGAAACAGAAACGGCUUGUAAAUUUCAUAAAAAACAGCAGAUGACUCUUUCCCUGCCAGAGUCUAAGCGCUCUAUCAUACUGCAUGGGAAUACACAACAAAUGGUAAUAAUAAACGUUCACAAAGCGAUGUAAUACUUUCGAAAAUCACUUUGGUGAAUUGCGGUUUCCAAAGAGAUAUUGCAGCACCAUCAAUCAUGCUUGUUUCGACUCGGCAGACCCAUUAGAGCUCGUCUUUUUUUAACUUGGUACUUUUUACAUCAAGGCGCAAGGUUCAGAAAUAGUCCACAAAACAAUUUAGCAGCUGCAACGAUAAUAAAAAAUGUAGAGUAUGUUGUAACUGUGUAUUUAGUAUGUGAAUUUGAUUGCAGAGCUCCCAAUUUUGAGACUUCACAUGGCGGAUGCUAAACCAGAAGUCCAUAUUUUCGAAAAUCACAAUUGCAGUAUAUAUGUAUUUAUUGAGAAAAUAUUAAUUUAUGACCAUUUUUUGUCCUAUCACACAUUGAAUUGAAAUUAUUAGGCCCUUUAAGCUAUAAUUUUUCGAUAGUCUACACAACAAACCAUGGCUGCGUUCGAAUUUGCAUACUUCCAUGUUAUAUAGUACGCUAAAAUCAGUAUGCGAGCCGAGUAGUAUGUCUGAAUUCAUAGAAUUCGAAAAUCAGUAUGCAAGCAGUAUCCGGAUGUACUUCCGGACUUACUACUUCCGGUGAGAUUCUGGACUGCGCAUCCCAUGCAGGCUGCGCUAUCCCAUAAUGCCCUGCAAGAGAAUUCAUGAAUGGAAGAGAAGCAACUCAAUUGACGCAGGUAGGUCACAUGACCAUGACAAAAAGGCUGAUGUAGUACGUCGGAAUUACAUUCAUACUUUUAAUAAUUCAGGGGGGAUAAUAAUUCUGACUUCAACUGUAUUGAUUUCCUAGUGAUGGGUUGAAGCUGGAAGGGCAUCUACUGCGUGAAACAUAUGCUGGAUAAGUUGGCGGUUCAUUCCACUGUAGACGAUCAUUCUGUAGACUAUCGAAAAAAAAAUAGCUUAACGGGGCUAAUAAUUUUAAUUCAAUGUGUGACGGGACUAAAAAGUGGUCAUAAACUAAUAUUUUCUCAAUUUAAAUGAGUAGGGGCUUGUACCCGGAAACAGUAUUCCAGACGUCACAACUCAACAAGCGCAUAAGCUUCUCUUAAUUGUUGAGGUAUCUCGACAAUGGCAUGGAAAGAGUUAAACGUAAUUUUCAAGUAGAAAAACUGAAAUAGUAUUUUUGUGUAAAAUGUACUCUAUUUUUAUACAAUGUGCUACACUCAGUGCAUCUAACUUUUUUGGCACUCUGUAUAAAUAGCCACUGCCUUUUUUAGUGUUAUAUUGAUGAAAAUCCAUGAAUGAUCUUUAUUUACAGCCAAUAAAUACUCGUUUGCAUCAUAA